AUGAAGAGGUACCUGCUUUAUAUGGUUCAAGUUCACUUGAACUUUAGAAGGGCAGAGCUAGAAUCGCUAGCAGAUUUAUAUAAUCUUUCAAUAGACUUCUCCCAGUAUAACACCGAAAGUCCAUUUUUUGUUGUAGAACUAGAAGACGACCAGCAAGCUAGGGAUUGGGUCAAGAGAUCUAUUUUGACUAGAGGUAUUUACGAGUAUUGGGGACAGGGUACAACGCUGGAUGAAUUGCAUCAAGAUAUCCAGCGUAAGUCUAAUUUUGAACAAGAUCUACAAUUAAAAUUUAAGCAUUCCACUUUCAAGUUCGAAUUCGAAUGCUACAAAGGUAAUAAUAAAGCUAACAGAAUAAAACAAAUUGAAACUUUCCGUUACCUGGACUUUGAGGGGAAGAUUGACAUAAAGCAUCCUCAAGAAGUCUUUACCGUUAUAGAAGAGUACACUCCAAUAUCGGAAAAUGUUGGGGGGAAGACUCCCACAAGGAUUUUUUUCGGUAGACAGGUUCAAAUGAGUAAUAGAAGUGCCAUGGAGAAAUACGACUUGAAGAAAAGGCCUUACAAGGGUACAACGAGUUUCGAAGCGGAAUUAUCGUUGGUUAGUGCCAACAUAGCUCAGGUGAAACCGGGAACUAUAAUGUACGAUCCAUUCGCAGGCACGGGCUCCUUCUUGGUUGCCGGUGGACAUUUCGGUUCUUUAGUUAUCGGUUCCGAUAUCGACGGCAGGAUGAUUCGAGGGAAGGGGGCCCAAGUGAACAUCUCAGCCAACUUCAAAAAAUAUGACGAAAGUUCUCAAUUCCUCGAUGUGUUAACCAUGGACUUCACAAAUAAUGCAUUAAGAAGCAACCUCACCAUUGACACCAUAUUGUGUGAUCCUCCUUAUGGAAUAAGAGAGAGUAUCAAAGUCCUGGGCGCUAAGGAUCCGGAAAGAUUCCUUGGGAAGGAAGAUUUGGUGAUUAAUGGUGAAAAGGCGUAUUUGCGCCGCGAUUAUAUCCCGACUAAAAAACCAUAUGCUUUGGAUUCAUUGUUGGACGAUCUUUUACAAUACUCUUCUGAAAGAUUACCGAUCGACGGGAGGUUAGCCUUCUGGAUGCCCACGGCAAACGAUGCCAACAUUGAAACCAUUGUGCCGAUGCAUGAGAACCUAGAGCUGAAGUAUAAUUGCGUACAGGAAUUCAACAAAUGGUCAAGGAGACUACUGGUCUAUAUCAAUCGGGGUGAUACUUUUAAUGGGCCGAGUAAUCAUGGAUUAGUACGUUCGAAGGAUAAUUUCAGGGACCGGUACUUCAACAACUUCAAUUAA
This is a messenger RNA of Saccharomyces kudriavzevii IFO 1802, 1302 nucleotides long. It is a transcript of the gene TRM11, whose product is annotated as tRNA (guanine-N2-)-methyltransferase. Gene Ontology annotation, biological process: methylation. The record is from RefSeq and is a predicted model, not a curated record. Gene Ontology annotation, cellular component: cytoplasm. NCBI's taxonomy places the organism in Eukaryota, Fungi, Ascomycota, Saccharomycetes, Saccharomycetales, Saccharomycetaceae. The coding region runs from base 1 to 1302 and encodes 433 amino acids. The transcript has a single exon. Gene Ontology annotation, molecular function: nucleic acid binding.